AUGUUGCCCACCAGUGCAAACUAUGAGAGGUCUUCGUCGUCAGAAUCUGAGGGCUUCCAAACCGCUUCAGAAGAUGUCGGCAAUCCCAAGGAAGUGUCAAGGUCGCUUUCUUCAGGUAUCUGGUCGGAUCUUGAUAAAACGCCAGGACCAGGAUCGCCAAUAAAUUUUAAAGUUCGAGAAGCAUCGCUAAUCAGUGCUGGUGAAGAUAUUUUUUCUAUGAAUGGCCGCUACAAUCUUCUGCAGGAUCUGCUUCAACUAUGCCAACAGCCUGGUAAUCUGAUAUUCCAAAGGCUCAAAGAAGCAGUUAAACCUACAGAUCAAGUAGCCCUCUUAAAGAACCAUAUUCUAAUGAAGCAUUUGAUGAAUAUUACGACAUGCGCGUUCUAUCAUAAGCCGGGACAGCAAGCAGUUUUUACCUCAUUAAUCGGAUAUUAUGAGCACAUUCAGAGAAAACAUAAAGCAGAUUACGAUGCAAGAAGACAAAAUCCAAACAUAACCUAUAAAUGCCCAUUCUGCUUGGAAGAAGAUGGUUUAAAUCACACACAAUUUGAUUUUUUUGCCCAUGUUGUUGGAUUUCAUAUCAGAUUUUUAAUGGAGUUGACACUGCUCAGAUGGCCAAAAGAAUGGAAUUUUGAAGCCUUGCAAACUUUGAAAGAAACAGAAAAAGAAGUUUUUGCAAACGGACAUUCUCCUUCUCCGAUUGAGAAAGAAGAAAACUACUUCACUUUUACACACGUGAAACCUGAUCUUAAUAUAAAUGGUGCCUCUCUUAUGAUACCACUCGAUGCACAGGCAAAGUCACUGACUAUGACAGCAGAUCACUUAGGCAUUGGCCUCAACAACGACGUUUUUGAGCCAAAUGAGAAGUACAACCUUCUGCAAGAUAUGAUUGACCUCAGUAAUCAUAAUGAUGACUUUUUGCUGGCAAAGCUAAAAAGUUCAGUGGGAGCAAAAUGCGAUUACUGCCUUGCUUGCGCUGACACUAUGCCAAUGUUGUAUGAAUAUCACGGCCAUAUUGCUCCUCCUUAUUAUAACAGGACGUGUUUUUGCGGCCAUCAGUCAAGGCAGUUACGUGCGUUGAAGAAUCAUAUCCUGAUGGAACAUAUGUCCUUUAUUGUUCACUGUGAAUUUGAUGACCAACCUCGCGAGCAAAAAAAAUUCACCUCCUACUUGGGGUACUGUUCGCAUGUUAAAAAAAAGCAUAAAAGUGAGUACGAGGAGAAACUGAAACAGCCAUGCAACAUUUACGAAUGUCCAAUUUGCGCACCAAAAAAAAGUAAAAGUUACACACGAAUGGAUUUUUUGGAUCAUCUUGUCACCUUUCACUUCAGAUUCCUAAUGGAAUUUACUGUAACCAGGCAUGCGUCGUUACAAUUCUUAUUUAAUCAGUCAAACUCAUGUCCAAAUUACCUGACAGAUAUGUUACCGAAUCCAACUGGUGCAAUACCUCUACCAUCAAAAGGAUUGAUGUAUCAAGACCAUUGCUUUGACGACAAGGGUCAAUGUAAUCUUGCAAAAGCGUUACUCUAUCUUAACAGUCACAAAAGUGAAAAUAUACUGCAAGAGCCAAUGAUAACCUUAUCUUACCUGGGAUAUCCCUGCAGUUAUUGUCGAGCUUAUGCUAAGGGAGAAGACGCUCUUUUAGCAAUAAAAGAGCAUUUGAAGAAGCAUAUCAGUGUGGUACAAGGAAGUUCAAAAUAUUUUACGUGUAUUUGUGGAAGAGGUUACAACAGGGAAAUUCUGUUGAAAGAUCAUAUCGUAGCUGAACAUACAAACUUAUAUGUAGCUUGUGAACACUGUGAUAGUAAUUUCAACAGAAUUGUAGCGUAUCGAAAGCAUGUUUUAAAGACUCAUGAAGAAACAUCAAAAACUGCUGUGGAAUGGUAA
Molecule: messenger RNA, 1887 nt
Organism: Enterobius vermicularis (human pinworm)
Lineage: Eukaryota; Metazoa; Nematoda; Chromadorea; Rhabditida; Oxyuridae
Source: the annotation of a GenBank genome assembly